Meleagris gallopavo (turkey) is the source of this 536-nucleotide messenger RNA. NCBI's taxonomy places the organism in Eukaryota, Metazoa, Chordata, Aves, Galliformes, Phasianidae. The record is from RefSeq and is a predicted model, not a curated record.
ACCGGCCAACGCAGCAGGUGAGGCCGCUGCAACAGGACAACCCGCAGUGUGCCAUCUGCAUGGAGGCGGUGGAGGGACGCCCCAGCUACGACACCCUGAUCUGUCCCUCCUGCACCAGCGCGCAGUUCCACCGCCACUGCAUCCAGGGCCAAGCUCUGCGCGCUGCCCUGCACCACUUCCGCUGCCCGCUCUGCCAGGACAUGCAGACCUUCCAGGCAGAGAUGUUCCGCCUCGGCAUCAAAAUCCCAGACAGGGAUGCAGCCUGGGAGGUGGAAGAGGGAGCCUUCCAUGAGCUGUAUCAGCGGCACAGCUCAUGUGAUGCCAGCCCGUGUCUUUGCCCGAUAGGACAGAACUAUUCUGAGAACACAGGGCCCUGGAGGAUGCUGCUCUGCAGCUCCUGCGGUUCCUGUGGCACCCACCAGCACUGCUCCGCCAUCGCAGAGGACGUUGAAUCGUGGGAGUGCAGCGGCUGCAGCGGUGUGGGCACCGGUAAGAAAAGCAGCACGGCGACGCGGUCCCCAUAGACACGUGGCCAU